Spodoptera exigua (beet armyworm) is the source of this 5829-nucleotide messenger RNA. Lineage: Eukaryota; Metazoa; Arthropoda; Insecta; Lepidoptera; Noctuidae. The record is from the annotation of a GenBank genome assembly.
GUGGACGCUAGGCCGAGUGGGGGCGGCCAAACCGGUGUCAGUUCGCAAACAGCCGAGGCCGUGUAAGAUUGUGUUUCCGAACGCAAGGCGACUUACGGGCGGUUACCGAACGUAAAAGAAAUGUCAGUUCACCCCGAUAUUUUUCGGCGGCCUACAUAAAUCCUUCGAUCUUUCGAACAAUUGUGUUCGUGCUAAUAAUGAAACAAUUUAACUGUGAAUUUUAAUAAGUUAUUACCGAAUCCCGUCGCGGAGUUUGUGUGAAUUACCACUUUAUUGCAAAUUUAUCGAUGUUGAAUGUGUUUUAGUAACCCAGUUGCGUACACCGUAACAAAAUAAGUUUGUAGUCGUAAUUCUGUGAAGUCUGUACUGUUUUCUAGUUGGAAGAUGUCCUGUGACUCUGUUUAUUAGCAUAUUGAAGUUGUUGUGAAACGGAUCGUUGGCUGUUGUGACCUUAUUCGAGUGGAUUACGUUUAUACAAUUUAGUAAUGACCUUCUAAAUGAAGGAGUCGUAUCCUGAUGAAAUUAUGCUCUGUUUCGUCCAAGGGUUUGGUGAGAGUGCGCGUGGGUUUAACAAGAACCGUGAGAUUGACGGCCAUGUGUCAGAGGCUGCUCUAAAGUACAAGAAGCAAAGCAAAAGAGUAUCACUUCAAGUAGAGGGUGGUGUGGUUGAGGAGCCAUUAGAGUUAGGAUCUAAGAAAUCGCAGGCGUUAGUGACUGGAAAGUCUUUGAGGCUGUCAUCUGGAGGACGGUUUCCAGAGGUAAAAAGGAGUCUGAGCGACCGGUUCGCAGUCAUCACUGAUGCAGGAGGGAAGAGGCCAGCGAAAGGCCUCUUGACCAUUAGAAAGACUUGGUCAACCGGCAAUUUCGCGGCUGGCGCGGCGGGUGGCGGGUGUGGGGCUCCGCGCUCCGCUCCCGCCACCCCGCUGCAGCUCGAACCACACCCUCGGUCCACUAAGCAUGAUAAACAAAACAUAAAGCCCUUGUCGGGCUCAGCGCCGUCCGUCCGCGCUCCACCGCCUAAUGCGACGGGUACGGGCGAUACGACCGACGGCAAGCAACCGAGCAAGUCACGGCAGAAAAAGUUCCAAAGGCACUUUCCUCAAGUGGGGCCCGAAGAGAAGGUGCUAAAUUAUUACUCAUGUGCCCUAGUUGGUGAUCUACUACUGCAAGGUCAUCUGUACAUCACCAAGAACUACUUCGCUUUCUACUCCAAUGUAUUUGGAUAUGUGACCAAGUUACUAAUCCCGAUAAUAUCAGUCCUCCGGAUAACAAAGGAGAAGGUUGCCCGUAUAAUCCCGAAUGCUGUAGGAGUUUGCACUCGAGAUGAGCGGCACGUGUUUGGGUCCCUGCUGUCGCGGGAUUCCACCUACAAGCUUAUGAUGCACGUCUGGAAGGCCGCCAGAGCACCCGAACAGGCUGUACCUAAACCACAGGACCUCAGAGCAUCAGAAGUAGAAUUAGAAGUGUCGGAGUAUUCGCCUGAAGAUGACAGCAGUUCUGCAGGCGGCGACCAACCUGAUGCCGCCUCACCGCCCGCCAGGCGAGAGUCCGAAGCUAUUAUAGCUGCAGGUGGCGCGGCGGUAAUACAACCAGCGCUACUGACGGGCAGUGCGGGAACUACACGGACGGCGGACCGAUGGUGGCGCCCUCUACUCGCCAUACUCGCCGCAUUCCUCACCUUCACAGCAUUUAUACUUGCUUACAAGUUGUAUUAUGCUUCGUAUCAGUCACAGGAGGAAACAGUAAAAUUAUCGGGCGAAGAGCUAUAUUCGGAGUUGGUACGAUGGCGGGCGCGGUUGCACGGACGGGCCGCGAACGAACUUCACUCAUUCCUAACCACCAACCUUUUGUUACUUACUAAGGUAAUUUAUUCAGUUAGACAAUCCCUAGAAGCGCUAUCGGGCGUGAUACUAACCGAUAUGGCUCAAUCAGGCACCAUGGAUCUCAACGUGGACCUUAAUCUAGACGUGCCCAACGAGACCCUGUUCAGUUAGCGAGCGACCGGACGGCCGACCCAGGUGACCAUAUUGUACAGCAUUAUAAUGUAGCAAGCUUAGGGUUGUCGUAGAUAUAUGAAAAUUAAUUUCCCAUUUUUCUCUAGUCUACUAGCAGACUUCGAUUGAGAUCUAAAUAAAUAAAAAUGCAUUUAAAAAAUAUCCGCAAAAUAUCCGACAUCGACAACCCUAGGUGAACUUCAUGCAAUAGUAAUUCGUUACGUCAGCGCUUGCUAGGGUUAUCACUAUGUGGAUAUCUCUCCGAGGAAAAUAUUGUAUUUAGUUCGACAGCUGUGCUGCAGAAUCCGACAAGGAAACGCUUUUCCAUGUCUCAGUGAGACGGAAGUGAUACUAGUUUUUAUUUAUUUAUGCGAUUUAUCUGUUUUAAAGUAGUCGCGGAUAAAUAUCCGCCGAUUUUGGUCUCAAAGAACAAUGAACUACUAAGGAGCGACAAAUGUUUGUUGAAUUUAUUAUAUUGUGAGGAACUUGUAAUAUAGGUGUCCAAAUAUUUAAGAACUAAUUGUCUAAGUAGAUGACAGUACCCACAAAGUGUAUAGGUAUUCUGCGGUUAUCUAGUGAAUUUCCCUGUUCCAUGCACUUGUAACAAUUAUUUAUUAAUAUCGGACCCAAAUUUAUAUUUUUUAUUAUAUAACUAUGCAUUUUAUUCGUAAUUAUGUUAUUCGAAUGAUCGCUUCAUUGUUAAAAAUGUUUUAUAAAAGCGCAUAAUCAUGAUAUAUACCAAAUAAUAUUCGCGUCUUCACAUGUCUAUGUUUUAGACGUUUUUGUUAACGCCUCGUUGUUUUAAAAAAAUCAAGUUCUUAAUGUUAAAUUAUGUUCUUGCUAAAAUGUUUUGCUUUUAGUCUAACUUUUACUAUACUGCUGAUAUUGUCGAAUUUUAAUUAUAUACAGAUUUCAACCUUUAUUACGUAGAUAUUUUAGUCUGCUAACAUUUUAUAUAGAGUUUUAAAGCCGUUGACAAUCUUUACUUCCAUAUUUUUUGUGUGUAUUACAGAAAUUUAUAUCAAAAUUUGUCUCAACAGUAUAGUAAAAGUAAGCAGUAAAAAUUUGCUCCUCUUCAUAUAUUAUCAUGUAUGUGAUUUGUAUAUACAGCGGCAUUUAGCCGUGAUGUCUAUAAGGCAUAGCUAUGUCAUAUUAAUUUGUGUCAAACACAAACGUACUAGGGUAAGUUGCGUGGUCGAGAUGAAUGGACGAUCACCUUGUAAACACGUUUUAUAAGUACACCGUGAAAUUGUACGAGAUAUUGUUUAACUAACAGAACUGAUUUAUUCUGUUCUUUAGUAUAAACGGCAUUUAUAACUAUCUCACUCGCGAUUCUUUACAACCGCACAAUUUUCUCUAGAAAUGUGCAAUCUACACGUUCCUUCGUCUCGGCUUAUUGAUAGAUAUUUUCAUAAUCACAAUUCUAUAUCUUUGCAAACUACAAUAUAUUCGUGUUACACAUUAAAUUGUAUGUGCUUAGUCUUUGUGGGGAACGGAUAAUGUAAGUCAAUGUUGCUAUUUCAUUAUUCCUGUAUUACUGCAUAUUUUAAUGUAAGAUUGACUUUUGACGUCAUAGCCACGUCGGACGGGAUUACAUUUUUAUUUAAAUUUUAAUAUACAUAUGUAUUUAUGAAGUGAAUCAUGAAAUAUUGAAUGUGACACAGUAGUGUGGUAUCAAUGGAGAGUAUACAAUUGUGAAUGUGAUAGAUGUCAGAAGGCAGGUGCUAGUAUUAGAUAAGAAGUUAUUGUAAAGCAACAUUCCUCGUUUGAGAAAGUAUCCACAGUAUGUGUCGAGAGAGUGGAGUGCGCCGCACGGGCCCAAUGCUCGCUUCAAUACAUUUAUUGCCAAAUAGUUUCGUAAUAUUUCUUGCCACUAUAAUGACACAUUGAGUAGCAACAAUAUCGUGCACCUAAUAUUUCUGUAUCGAUUUCAAAUACUAUAAAAAAACUUAUUUUACACAAAAUUUUAAUAAAUAUCGCAAACUGCUAUUUCGACAAUAAGUAAUUAGAAUAAACAUUGUAAUGAAAUAAUAGAUACGGAUUUUUUACAUUUUUAUCGAUGCAAGAAGUAUUAGGUUUGACAUUUAGUAUGAUUUUAGUAAUGCUAAAGUUUUUAAUGAAUAAGAAUCAUGCAGAAUGAAGGCGAGUUUUGGACAUUUUAAUUUUAAAAUAGUAUCGUUCAUAGUAACUACGUGUAAAGUUUAUGUAAUUAAUAAUUUAUUAUUCUAGUCUUUGGUCAAGCUCAAGGAUUUGUUAUUCGGUUCUAUUGGGGUUAGUAUGUACUUAGGAUGAUUUUAAAACUAUUGUAAAUGUGGAAUCAUGUUACGGGCACUUGUAAAGUUCGUGCAAUUAAGUGUUAUAUAAAUAUAUAAAUGAAUAUAUGACACAUUCUUAUUUAUUGUAGUUCCAAUUACUUUAUUUUGUACUGGAGUCAGUUUUAGGGUAUGUUGUAUAGUAAUUUGUUUAGCACAUUACUCCACAACAUUAGACGAUGCUAGCUAAUUAUUCCUCGAACAAUUCACUCGAUGUAUUCUGUACAAAUAUGUUCGUUGUAUCGCGUCACCUAGGUUAAUUGGCUGUUGUUAAUAUGUUAUGUAAUAAGGGCCUAAUGUCGUACUAGGUUACCAUCUGUGCCAAAGUGUUCCAUCACUGUUUGUAUUCCAAAUGACAAGUUAGGCCUUUAUACAGGUUAGAAGAAACGUUGUAAAUCAUUUAUAAGUUCUAGUACACGAUUUUAAACCCAAUGUUGUUCGUUUUAAAUAUCAUUCUCUAGUACUAGCGUAGAAGUCAUAGCGACUGGACCAAUGCGGCAAUUUAUUUUUCAAAUAUUCAAUGAAGUUCAAAUUUGGAACUUCUGAAGCGGAAAAUUCGCAAAAUUGCUAGAAAAAUGGUCAGCUAGUUCGACAUUACGAAUGAUUUUAAUUGUAUAAUUAACAGUUUUAACUAAGUAUUUGAAGAGAAUAGUUUACUUUGUCCUGUGCAAACGAUAGACUUACCAUUAUAGUAUCUAUCGUACAAUUGUUUAUCAUCGUGUACUAGAAUUUAUACUUAAAGUUUAUUAACGUGGCUUCUACCCAAUGUAUCCUUAUAGAUUUACCGACUUUUGCUUACCAAGUCACUGAGCAGUCGACAACAGGUUUCAAUUGUUGCAACUAAAUCGCUUCAAAAUGUCCUAAAGCUGUAUGUGUACACUUGCUCCAUAAUUUCGUGUUAUUUAAGGCUGUCCACGCUAUAAACGAGUCAUUUAUCAGAAAUGAAUAUUGCCAAAGACAAAAAACACUAGAUUAAAAACAAAAUAUCAAACGUAGAUUUAGUGAGGUUUGUACAACAGUUAGUUGUUAGGUAGGAUCGUGCUGUUCAUUUGAAUUAUAUUCAUGUAAAUAAUAAUAGAAUUAUUUUACGUAAUUUUUUAAUGUUUUUUUUUCUGGUGCAAUAUGAAAUAUCCAGUGAGAUGUAGGUGAUGUUUUAUCAAAAUUAUUUUGACGAACAAGCGUUUUUGUUUUGUUUCUCUUUAAAGAGUUUAGUGACGGCUCAGUAAAACAUCAUAAUGCACUUUAUAUGAAUUAAGCUUAUAGAAAUAUAAUUAUACUAAACCGACGUUGAUAUAAAGCUAAAUUUUUAUGUAUAUUAUAUGAAAAGUCAGUUUUUAAUAGCGUAAUUGUAUCAAAGGGUGAUAGAACUGAUUUAUUAGUGAUGUUUAAGUUGUACCACAUAGGAAUUGUUAUGGACGCGUAUGUUGUAUGAUUUCAAAGUUUGUUUUGUAUAUUUUUGUUUGAAAUUGUGAUUUGUUUGUUGAUUUUGUAAAUAAUAGAUAGAUGAGUUAAUUGAACAUGAA